Molecule: messenger RNA, 2188 nt
Organism: Colias croceus (clouded yellow)
Lineage: Eukaryota; Metazoa; Arthropoda; Insecta; Lepidoptera; Pieridae
Gene: Stam
Product: signal transducing adapter molecule 1
Exons: 8
Coding region: 218-1459 (413 amino acids)
Biological process (GO): protein transport to vacuole involved in ubiquitin-dependent protein catabolic process via the multivesicular body sorting pathway
Cellular component (GO): ESCRT-0 complex
Molecular function (GO): ubiquitin binding; phosphatidylinositol binding
Source: RefSeq, a predicted model, not a curated record
CAUUUGAAAGACGAAAGUAAGAAAACAGUGAUGGUGACAAAUCGCUUGUUUGUGAAAAGCAUAUAAAAUCAUUAUAACAAGAUUAACAACAAGAUAAAAUCAUAUAAGUUAAUAGGCAAUACCAUUUUUUCUUUAUGUAAAACAUAUACGAACAGUUUCCAUAUUAAUAAAUUGAAUAAUACAAAUUCAUAAGUUUCAUUAAUUAUUGCAGUAAAAAAUGGGGAUCUUUGGAACCUCAUCACCGUUUGACCAGGACGUUGAACGUGCAACCAGCGAAAACAACACCAGUGAAGAAUGGGGUCUAAUCCUAGAAAUAUGCGACCGCGCCGGCGCCAGUGCGACCAACUCGCGGGACUGUCUCCGCGCUGUCAUGCGUCGGUUGGCCCACCCUGACCCUCAUGUUCAAGUUCACGCCGCCACCCUACUAGAUGCUUGUAUCUCCAACUGCGGAAAGAUAUUCCACCUCGAAGUAGCGUCCAGAGAGUUCGAAAUGGAGUUCCGUAGACUCCUCUCGCGCGCACAACCGGCGGUGUCUCAGAAAUUGAUGUCUCUACUCCGUAAAUGGGCGGAGGGUGAAUUCCGUAAUGACCCCCAGCUGGAUCUCAUACCGUCACUGCAUAAUAAAUUGUGCUCAGAGCUGGGGGAGAAGACAAGUGUUCCGACUACUGAAGCUCAGCAAGCUACCAAAGACGCAGCCGCUCAACGUGAGCAAGAAGAACUAGCCCGGGCUAUCGCCCUAUCCCUCCGUGAAGCAAACACCUCCACAUCAGCCAGUACAGCGCUAUACCCAAAGGUGGAAGCAACUGAUGCACCAGCCCCUACUCCCACUCCUGCGAGAAAGGUCCGAGCGUUGUAUGACUUUGAGGCGGCUGAAGAUAAUGAAUUGACGUUCAUGGCGGGAGAGAUUGUGCAUGUCACCGACUCCAGUGACCCCAACUGGUGGAAGGGAUACAAUGAACGCGGCGAAGGCCUGUUCCCAGCUAAUUUUGUUACAUCUGAUCUCACAGAACCUGCAACAGAAGCGGAAACGCGCCCAGCGACAUCUAGCGGCAAGACGGUGCAAUUCGCGACUGAAACACCAGUACGCAUUGACGAAUCUUCCAUGGACGAAGCAUUGUCACUGUUGCAUGAAGCCGACCCUACGGGCGAGACGCAGGAUGAUGUGAGGCUGUCGGAGUUGGAAGCGAGGGUGUACGCUAUGGGCCCGUUGGUUGAUACGGAACUAGAGCGAGCAGAUAGACGUCAUGCAAGACUGACGCAGUUGAGCGCGGAAUUGGUGGACGCGCUGAACCUAUACCACGAGCUGAUGCGCGACCCGAAGCCGAUGUACGUGCCGUACGUGCCGGUGCCGCUACCGCAUCAAAUGCCGCACCAGAUGCCGCACCCGCACACGUUGCCGCACCAGCUGCCGCACCAGCCGCAGCCGCAACCGCCGCAACCGCAGCAACCUAGAUGCUGAUCAAUCCACGGCUUUAAUGUACAUAGAGAAGCCCGCGUCCAAACUGUUAAGUUAAUUAUAAAUUAUUAUCACAUUCUAUAGCAUUAUUAUAAUUAUAAUAAUAUAAUACAAAAUUUUCCCUCUUUUUCUGUUUGUAUUUUUAAUAGUUUUGUGUUUAUGGUGCAAGAUGUAACUCAAAAGAAAAAUAUGACACGAAUAUAUUAGUGUUUUAUUUUUUAAUUAGAAUAUUAGAAAGUAAAUUUCAAUCCUUUGUUUUUUUAUGUUAAAAUAAUAAAUAUGUCUUUAAAAUUCCAAAUAAUAAUCUUUCAACUGUGAUAUUGUAUCAUUAUUUUGGUAUUUUUUUAAGUAUUAAAAAUUAUAUGAAUAUACACAAAGCAGUUGAUUGAAUUUUUGACGAACGUUCCCUAAAACAACGGAGAUUCUCAAAUCUUUUUUUUGGUAGCAGUUUUCUGUAUAGUAUUAUUUUAUAUUAUCUAAAAAUUAUUGUUAUUACAAUAUUAUAUUUGAAUAAAAGUCACGUUUUAUAAAAAAAUAGUUUAAUAAUUAGUAAAUUUAUAUAAACUGAAGAAAAAAAUAAGAAUGCGAAGAUAUCAUUCCAGUCAUUCAUACUCUUGGUCAUAUUAUUUUUCCAAUACGUAAUAAUUUUAUUAUUAGAAAUAGAAAUUGCAAUAUGUCUUAUAAUGCAAAAACAAAUCUAUUAGAAUUACAAUAUAAAUAUUACAAACAUAA